Molecule: messenger RNA, 2301 nt
Organism: Dicentrarchus labrax (European seabass)
Lineage: Eukaryota; Metazoa; Chordata; Actinopteri; Moronidae
Gene: rassf1
Product: Ras association domain family member 1
Exons: 5
Coding region: 1079-1858 (259 amino acids)
Biological process (GO): Ras protein signal transduction
Cellular component (GO): microtubule cytoskeleton; nucleus
Source: RefSeq, a predicted model, not a curated record
AAUCACAUAUUUGAUCAAUAAUACAUUUGUACUAUUCAGUGGAUUCAGUGAUUUAACUGCACAACCAAGUAAUAAACAUUAUUUCAGGAGAAGUAAAGUGUGCUCAAUACUGCCUCUGAUCAUAUUGUGUAGGUCAAAGCAGAUGGAGUAUCAAUGUGCCAUAUGUCCUCAAACAUACUGCUUUUAUUACCUCCUCAUUGACAAGGCGUCUGUACAGAAAGUAAUUUAGGAGAGAGCUGAGGGGAGGGGAUAACUUAACAACGUCACAAUAAAACAGCUGUCUUUAUUUCAGAACCCCCCCCCCCCAAAAAAAAAAUCCAGGACCAGCACAAGAUAUCAGAUAAUUAAAGGAUUGGUUCUCUGUUUUUCAGCUCAGACUAUAUUAAUUAAAGUUUACCAUCAUAUCCAAUGGAUCAUAACUUUAGGCCUGCAGGAAAAACCUCAUUUUAGGUCAUACAACAAAAGGCUGUACAACGAAAUGAAAGUUUGCCGUCCCUUCGUGCUACAGAAAAAGAUAAUUAAAUUUAUAGUAGAAUAACAUAUACAAUAAAAUAAAAUAAAUACAAUACAUACAGUUAUUUAUACACAUACAUACCGUAUAUGUAUACACCCAGGAAGUCAUUUUGCAGUGCAUUUUCUGUUGCAUCUGUGGGAUUGUAAACAGCAGCAACAAGAUAGUGAUCUAAAUAUAUAUAAACUACUACAUACUAUAAAUAUACUAUAAACCCUAUAUAUAUAUUAAAUUAUAUAUGAUAGGAAACUCACACAAACACAUUGCACACACAUCAACAAUAACAUUGGGUGAAAUAUUAGGAUAAUUUGAGUAGAUCUCCCCGGGAGUGGGCUGGUCCUUAAGACACCUUUGUGAUGUUUUAUUGUCAGGGAGGAGCAAAUGGAAAUGCUGAGGUCAAAAGAGCUGCUAGUAGAAUCAGAUCUCUCCAGACAGAAGAGAGAAACAGAGGAAAGCUAAGACAUUUAAACUCCAGAAAUAAUUUUAUAUUCUAUUCAAUACGGAUUUGGCGACAAAAAAAAAAUCUGAAAAAGUUUGCCAAAAUUCCUGCUGACCUGAACCUUGGAGAUGACCUGGGGAAGCAGAGCAAGCGGUAUAUUUUGCAGUCAGGACAACAGCAGUAGCUCAGAGCUGGAGCUGUAUUAUACUGCGUAUACGUCUUUCUUUCACAAGGUCAGAAGAUCAGUGGAUGAACUGAUCGAUUGGGGUAAACAGGAGUUUACUGUUAGUGAGAUUCAACACAAGGUUAAGGAGUAUAAUGCACAGAUCAACAGCAAUCUCUACAUGGUAGCUAAUAAAGACGGGUCCUACACUGGUUUCAUUAAGGUCCACUUUCAGUUAGUCCGUCCUAUCUCCCUCCCUCCCCGUCAGAGCCUGUGCUCCAUGCAGGAGGAAGAUCAGGUGGGCGGACGGAUGAAGCGGCGGACAUCUUUCUACCUCCCCAAAGAUACUGCCAAGCACCUGCAUAUAAGUUCCCAAACACGUGUGCGAGAAGUCAUCGAGGCCCUGCUCAACAAGUUCACUGUGGUGGACAACCCGGCCAAGUUUGCCCUGUUUGAACGCACUGAGAGACAAAGUCAAGUGUACAUGCGUAAACUGUCUGAUGACCAGUGUCCCCUCUAUCUGCGCUUGUGUGCUGGCCCCAGUGAAAAAGUCUUGAGUCUGGUUUUGAAAGAGAAUGAGACAGGGGAUGUAAAUUGGGAUGCAUUUAGUUUUCCUGAGUUGUGCAACUUUCUGCGAAUCCUGAAGCGCGAGGAAGAAGAGCACGUCCGACAGAUUGUGAAACGCUACGCUCUUGCUAGAGACACGAUGAAGCAGGCCAUGGCAAGGAUUUCUACUCCUGGUUGACUUUGAGGGAUCCAGCUGAUUUAAACAUUAAGAAGAACAUUCUGCCACUUUGAAUAGUAUUGUUGAUUGUUGAUAAAAGGGAAGGAAAAAGCUCAGACAAUGAAAGAUGCUGUUACAUUUAAUGUGAACUACCUGAAGGUUUAGGCCCUGCUAAUGGAAGCGACACCACUGUUGUCAACUGAUUGGGGGAACAAAACUUAAUUGGAUGCAGUACUUUCUUGGAAAGCCAUGCUGUUUGGCAAGAUUAUUUAUAGACCUAUUAUUAAAAACACAAUUUUAGUUUUCUUUCUGGUCAUUUAUCAUGUGAUAUUUAGUGUCAUUUAUAUUAUAUGAAGCCGUUUUAAAAUGUUGGCACUUUAAUGAGCCUGUGAAAUGGAUCUGGGCAAAUUAAAAUGUGAAACAAUGUGUUUACAUUCUAAUUAUCUAAUAAACUGGUGAUGAUA